Messenger RNA from Vanessa tameamea, 6602 nucleotides. It is a transcript of the gene gish, whose product is annotated as gilgamesh. The record is from RefSeq and is a predicted model, not a curated record. Bases 607 to 2256 code for a protein of 549 amino acids. Gene Ontology annotation, biological process: peptidyl-serine phosphorylation; positive regulation of canonical Wnt signaling pathway; endocytosis. NCBI's taxonomy places the organism in Eukaryota, Metazoa, Arthropoda, Insecta, Lepidoptera, Nymphalidae. Gene Ontology annotation, molecular function: protein serine/threonine kinase activity; ATP binding. The transcript is spliced from 16 exons. Gene Ontology annotation, cellular component: plasma membrane; cytoplasm; nucleus.
UCUUUCACUACAAGUUUGCGCAUGCGCCGAAUGGCGAUAUUUCAGUGAUUAUUCUUUGAAAUAAUAUUUUUUAACCAUGAAAUUUUGUCGUUAGAUGGUAUAUAUUUGAGUAAAGUUUUAGAUAAUCUAAUUUCUCAAUUUAUUCAUUAAAAAAACAGGAUUAAUAAAUUACAGUUAUAAAAGUGAAUAAAGUGUACCAUUGGUGGCCAUUACAAAACCUAAACUUUUUUAUCAGGACAAAUGUCCAUUUGAAAUUUGAUGUUUCGGCGACGUUGUGAAGCUAAUCAUAAAUUACGUUUACCAUUAUUGAACAGUCGAUUCGCGAGUCGCCGAAACAUCUUUAUUGUGGUUACAGUGUGACAAAAAUGAUUUUAAGAUAAAUUCUAAAUAGUGUAGUGUUUGCUGUGUCAAAAGAGAAAUAAAAAUAGCAAUAUAUAUAAAAGUGUCGGGUCUGGAUUGGUGGUGUGUGCAGUGGAAUGGCGAGAUUGCAGUGCAGUGGUUGGAGGCUGUGACAUGGACUACGGCGUGGUGCGGCCCCGACUGACGGUGGGCUCUGGGAGUGAACGGGGGUGUUGGGCUUAGUGCCUGCACAUCAUAACAUAUAUUAUGAAUAAGCGUGAGGGUAACAAGGACAAGGAACGUCAGAGCGACGACAAAAGAACUUCCACCGCGACUGGUGCGGUGGGUGGGCGUGGCGUGGGCGGAAGCAGCGCGAUGCACACGUCGCGACAUUCCGUCACCUCGUCUUCGGGCGUCCUUAUGGUCGGGCCCAACUUCCGCGUCGGCAAAAAGAUCGGCUGCGGUAACUUUGGUGAACUCAGACUCGGGAAAAAUCUCUACAACAAUGAACAUGUAGCGAUUAAAAUGGAGCCUAUGAAAUCAAAGGCUCCUCAAUUACACCUAGAGUACCGAUUUUACAAACUGUUAGGAACGCACGCUCCGUCGACAGCGGAAGGCAUCCCAGAAGUUUACUACUUCGGGCCCUGCGGUAAAUACAAUGCAUUGGUCAUGGAACUGCUCGGGCCGUCGCUAGAGGAUCUAUUCGAUCUCUGCGGCCGUCGCUUCUCUUUAAAGACUGUAUUGAUGAUCGCCAUGCAGCUGUUACAUCGCAUCGAAUAUGUCCACACGAGACAUCUAAUAUAUCGGGAUGUGAAGCCCGAGAAUUUUUUAAUAGGUAGAGCUACAAGUAAAAGGGAAAAAAUCAUUCACAUCAUUGAUUUCGGUUUGGCCAAAGAAUAUAUAGACUUAGAGACAAACAAACAUAUCCCAUACCGGGAGCACAAGUCACUCACUGGGACUGCGAGAUACAUGUCAAUAAAUACACAUUUAGGAAAAGAACAAUCUAGACGCGACGACCUGGAAGCUCUGGGGCAUAUGUUUAUGUAUUUUUUACGUGGUUCCUUACCCUGGCAGGGUUUAAAAGCUGAUACACUCAAAGAAAGAUACCAAAAAAUCGGUGAUACCAAACGAGCGACUCCAAUUGAGGUGCUGUGCGAGGGGCACCCGGAGGAACUGGCCACGUACCUGCGCUACGUGCGGCGACUGGACUUCUUCGAGACGCCCGACUACGACCAGCUGCGGCGGAUGUUCCGCGACCUGUUCGAGCGCCGCGGGUACGUCGACGACGGGGAGUUCGACUGGACCGGCAAGACAAUGCCCGCGAACAUGCACGUAAUGCGUAUAUUACGUAACGCACCGCCGUCAAAUAUCGUUAGAAAUAAAUCGGAUAAGUCUACACCGGUGGGCUCGAUCCAGACUGGUCACGAAAUCGUCGUGUCGCCUAAUCGAGAUAGACAUCAGCCUUUCCACAAGGAUGAUUUGUGUGAUUAUAUGAUUGGUUUGGUUGAGGACGAUGAGGCGGCGCUUAUAUCCGGAGAGGGCGCCGUGAAGGACUCGGGCACCGGCGGCGCGGCCAACACGGGCGGCAACUGGCCGCACAGCGGGAAGGCCACGCCGCUCACGGCGGGGCACCUCACGCCCGCCGACCGCCACGGCUCCGUGCAGCUGUUGAAGAAUAAGCAUUUUCGGUAUGUGAAAUUUCCCGGAUCGGUGUCCACGGUGGUGAGCUCCACGAACGGCGAGCUGGGCGCGGACGACCCGACGGCCGGCCACAGCAACACGCCCAUCACGCAGCACCACGAGGUGGACGUCGUCGACGACACCAAGUCAGUGUUUCAACUACAAUCCAUCUAUUCCAGAUGUUGCUGUUUCUUCAAACGCAAAAAGAAGAAGUGCGCGACGCGCGCGUACAAGUGACGCGUGUGCGCGUGACUGCAGGGUUGCCGACCGCCCCGCCACUCCGCGUGUAUCAUAGAACGAAUUCACUUUGUGUAUUUAUAAUUGCUUCAUUUCAUAUUAUCGAUUCGCACCUUCGAUUGUUUCGAUUUGUAAUGUCCUACAAAACCAGGAGAGAUUUAAAGUGCCCACUUAUGAUUUUAUUCCGUAACAAUGUUGGAUGAAUUAAAUGAAUACUUUUAUGUGUAUCGAUGCAGUUGGAAAAUAUUAUAUUUACGAGUUGGAUUAUAUUUCGAAUAUUCGUGUUCGUAAGUUGGCAACCCUACCUAUAAAGCGUUCGCUCGACCCUUCGAUGUACACGCAUUUAUUUGUUUGUAUGAAUAAGUGCUAAUAGUCGGAGUUAAUUGAUUUAAAAACGAUCAUACCUGUGAUUGCUUUAGACAGAGAAUAAUCUAAACAAUAAGAUAUUGUUAUUAAAUCUUCAUAAUAGAACAGACAUAGAACCAAAAAAGUUUUGCUUAUUAAAAUCCAAGCAACAUGAAACUCCAUUCAGUUUGUCUUACACGUACAUAUCUAAAAUGAUUCAAUUAGAUCCGCUAGUAGGUAUCGUGAAAUCUAGUAAUACCAAACGAAUAUAUUUAUUUUUAUUUCAUAUAUUAUGACAAUUAUAUAAUGAGAAUUCGCUUUGUUUUAUGUUAAAGCAUUACUUCCCUCACACCCGCGGCUCCCUAGUUUAUUAACUUAAUUAUUAUGCGGUAACGUUACUUGAUUACUCGAUGUGUACUUUAUAUAGAAGUCGGAUCACUUGAUAUAUGACUAUAUUUUUGAAAUAGUUUUUGGUUUCGAUUCAAUUCAGUUGGUCAGGCAGCUACAGUUAUAAUAUAUUUAAUAUAAGAAACUGUCUGACGAACUUAUUAAAAAAAUGUAUAUUGACUAUGGUCUAAAUGUUCGUCUCUCCCGUUGGAGUUUCGAGAGACGAGGGCUGAAUAUUUGUUUUAUUAAUAAGGUAGUCAGAGUUUAAAUAAAAUUACCUUCAUGACGUCCAACAUAAAUGUACAAUAACCACUAAAAAGAUCAACUAUACAUAAAUAAUUGAUAAACAGAUUAUUUUUGAUUACGCAAUCUUUUCUCAGUUUUACAAUAAUUGGUAUUAUCGCUUAGGGUAAAUAGUUAUUUUCUAAAUUUCGAUACUACUUUGUACCAGUUGGUGAAUUAGAUGAAAGUUAAAAUCUAAAUCGGCAUAGUUAAUAAUCAUUUGUUAUUUAUUAUAUAAUCGAUAUUUUAUGUUUUGAAAUCGAAGUCGAAAUUUAAAUAUUGUAAUGAUUCAUAAUACCGAAAUUCUCGUUACAAUUAUACAGUAGGACCAUAGUGCUCCAGGCUUAUACAAUAGUGGUCGUCAACGGUUCGCCGAACGAUACUGUUAACCCAAAGACAAAACUAGAGCUGUACGUGAUCGCUAAGCAGCGUCACAGACAUAAAUAAAGUAUCUCAGUUUUGUUUUCGAUGUUCACAUUACAUUGGUGAUGUUAUAUAUAAUUUCAAACAGGGAUUGCUCCAUAUUGUACAUAAUGUAUUCGAGGUGCGGUUGGCUUCAUAUUUGUGUUCCCGUCCGUAGCUAUUUACUUUCAUCUUAAACCUCACGAGGUCUAUUUAUUCGUCUCUGCGCGAGACUCGAGAUUGUCUUUACCUCACUUCUCACUCAUCGGAGUACCAUUCCAGAUCAUGAUUUAUAUUGAACAAAUCGAACUAUACAUUUAUCAUUUUUCAUGAACGGCCGUAGUUUUAACAUUAGAUGUAUCGCUUCCCUUUAAUUAGUGAUGCGGUGUGGGUACACUGCGAGUUCAUUAUUAUAGUUUCCGUCGAGUGUAAUUAUACGAUUUUGUUACGUAAGUAAUGAAUUACCAUAGCGUAGAUAUCGUGACUACUGAGUUGUGUGUUGUUGGAAUUGUCUGUCGGGCGAUGUGUUGGUCAUUUGCCACCGACGGAGCGGCUGUGAUGUGAUAUUAUUUUGAUGGGUAAUAUCUUAUUGUCAUUUGAAAAGUAUAAGACGGAUGUGCACGAGUUUGAUUAAUCAGUACCGCAUAAACGUUCGUUUCAACACAUUGCCCGUACUUUGCAUAUUCUAGAUAUAAUUUUAUUUAGUCAUUGUCUAUUACUAAGUUCAGUUUGUGCGAGAAACAAUUAUUAUUAACGUAUUUAAUCGGCUCCGUUCCUAUAGUGACGCCACGUAACGACCUAUGUUAAUUUAUGCCUACACGAUAGUUUUAGUGAGUGAUAAUUUGAAUAUACAGUUUCAUGCAAUAAACGAGAGGACGAUCUUAUUUCCAUUACUUUGUUUGUGGCAAACGAUAAUGUCGAUCUAAGUAUGAUAUAUGAUUCGUUAUUUGACGUAAAUUUUAUAUAUAACGUGCAAUAAUUUAUGUAUUAAUUCAUUACAAUAGUUUAAAAGUAUAAUUUGUUUCAAUCGGAUUCCCGAGAGAUGUCGCUGCACUGUCCCACAAGACUGACUGAAACGUCAUCUCAUGUAUUUAAACGUGCUCGGCUCGUGUCAAUUUAUAUUGUAAUGUUUUUAUUUAAUAUUAAUAUAGCGAGGAGUACAUUUAAAGUUUCAUAGGCUGCGGUCGGCCGGAACGGGGGGCAUUCCAAGAUAUCAGAGUUUAUCGAAAUUCAGUCAUUCCUCGAUACGACCGCGGCUACAUUUCACGCUGUCUUGAACGAGAGAUACAUUUUAGGAUUUAGUAUCGAACUGUGAAUAGACUGAGUAAAUAAUAUCACCGGUCGCGCCUCCUGCACCGCGAGCGGCUCCCGCCGCGCUCGCUGCGUUGUACGUUGAUAGUGUAUAAAUUGUACAGCUUAGAAAAAACACGUUUGUAUAUUUUUGCUUUGAUACGACGUGGCAAAGAUUCGUAUCGCGAAUUGCGUAGGAUAAGGUUUGCAGGUGUGAUUAUUGAGCUGCGGGACGCCGUCGUAGUGACCGCAGUCGCCGGAGACUCGCCGCCGCCGCCCGUAGGUCGCUCCGCCGUAGCCAAAGUUUACACGAGGGAGAAGCAAAUGUAAUUGCAAUUUGGCAUUGAUGGCAAAUAAAAUAAAGGCAUAGCUUUAUAACAUGUUGAUAAAUAUAUUUUUAAAAUGUUACUGAUGUUAUUAGAAUCCAUACUGUAACGAACAGUGUUUAUUUAUCGAGACGGGCGGUAGUACCGUUAGGGCCGCGGCGGCGAGCCCCGCGACGUACCUCGUCCCGGUACCUCGAUGUGGCCUAUUUGAUGUGAUACGGGGCGUCCGUGCGUUAUCAGUUUGUGCGGCGAGAUAAGUAUUGCCGAUCGCAUUGGAGUUUUUGUAAAGUAUUUUUUAUUAGUCACGGAUAUGUAGUCAUCACAAAAUUGUAUCCCCCCUAAUAGUCUUAUUCAUUUGGCUAAGUAAAGGUUGACAUGUUUUUUGAAUAAAUAAUGAAAAAAAAACCAUCUUGUUGUGUCGUUUUCAUAUUUUUAGAGAAAGUAUAGAAUGCAAUUAUGUAUAAACUGAAAAUUUUAAAAAAUCUGAGUUUUUAUAUAAUAUUGUAAACAAAAUUAUUCCCCUCGUUGAAUAGAUCGUAAAUACUUAUUGUACACGUUGCAGUAUAACCGAAUGUAAUAAACGUAAGUCUUAAAAUUAUUAAUAGUUGUACCUAAUUGUUACUUUCUAUUUGCUAGAUAGAAUAAUCAAAUUAGAGUGGAUAUCGAAAGUCAAAGUCAAAUUGUGUGAUCUCUAAACGCAAAGAUUGUUCUGCGUGUGUGAGCGGCGUGAGGAUCGAAAGACGAGCGUGGAGUUCGAGCGACCGAACCGCCACGAACCUCUACAGCGCGGAUACCUGAUCGCAUUCGGCUAGCUUCAUCCUAUCACAAACAACAUUUUAAGCACCAUUUAAUUAAUUUCAUACUUCAAAUAAAAUUUUGAUGUGAAUGGAAUAUACAUGGGUAUUUAUUGUAAAGACUGCACCUGAUGUAGAGGUGCGUGGUUUGCCGGCAGAGGGCGUUCGCCACGUAUUGUACUGUGUAGUUAAUUUAAAUUAUAAUUUUUAAAAAUUUCGCUUACUAAGUAAGUCAUAUUCUGUCGGCCGGCUUGAGGACGCACGAGGAAUGUUUUGAGCUAGUUAUUAACUUUAUGUAUUAUAAUACAUGAUGCUUUUGAAACUGAAUUGAAUUCUUAUUGUUAAGUAUAUAAAUAAAUAUUCAUUAUCAUAGAAAACAGUUCUCUGUGUUUAAUUUUUUUUCUGUAACAUGUACAUUUGCAUACGCAAUUUGACUUAUAUUCAGUUAAGGUCACAACCUGUUUUCAAAAAUACGAAAAUAUUUGUUAACUCAUAAUUAAAUAAAGCUUAUUAUAAGAUA